UGUUUUAUUUUUGUAUUAUUAUUAUUCACAAAAUAAAAUCAUUUUUUAAAAAUGGCCUGUCUUCAUUAUGAUUUCCAUUUUUUUUUUUAAAGGUGAAAUUUUAUUGCGAUAUGAAGUUGUUUCAAGACAUUUUUGCUUUAAUUUCUUAGUGCGAAGAAUUGUCACUUCCGGUCAUGCUUACUCCCGCUAACUUAACCGCUCGGCUGGACCUACCAAGUCGAUUAACGAAUCAUCGAGCGACUGCACCGCCAACAACAAACGACACGACAACGAUUUUGCCCUCUACAGUGUCUCCCAGGCAGAACUCCUUUACUGUUAACCACCGCUGUCAAACCAAUGCAGUGCUGUAAGUUUUAGAUGUUUGAGGUUAGUCUGGCCGGUGUGGCGAAAAAGGCUGAAAAUGUCCACAGAAGAGAGAAAGAUGUGCCUGUCAGCCCAGCUGAAGGGACAACUGAAACACCGCGCAGGAUGUUAGGUCGAUAGUCGAGCAGCAGAUUCGGAGCGGGCAGCAAGUUGACGGACGGUACUAGAAGUUUCUACCGGCCCGUUACCGCCGCCUUCAUGAACCACAUCGGCGGCAGCGGGAUUCAUUCCUCCGCCUUCUACCGGAUAAACAACUUCCGACCGUUAGCCGGCCGGAGGCUCCUCCACUGAAACUAGCCAGCAGGCUAAAGCUACAGACUGUUCACAGUACAGGGAGCUGGCUAACGGCUGGCUAACACCGAGGCUAACGGCUAGCUGACAGCAGCCCGGGAUGUUCGGUUGUUUGGUCUCCGGCAGGUUGGUGCAGACGGACGCGGUGCAGGUCGCCUCGGACAAGUUCGUGUUCAACCUGCCGGACUACGAGAACGUGAACCACGUGGUGGUGUUCAUGCUGGGCACGGUGCCGUUCCCCGCCGGCAUGGGCGGCGCCGUCUACUUCUCCUUCCCGGACCCGGCGAGCGGCGGCCCGGUGUGGCAGCUGCUCGGGUUCAUCACCAACGACAAGCCCAGUGCCAUCUUUAAGAUCUCCGGGCUGAAGGCCGGGGAGGGCGGGGCGCACCCCUUCGGCACGAUGGCCUCCUCUUCGUCGCCCUCCGUGGCUCAGGUCGGGGUGUCGGUGGAGGCUCUGGAGCAGCUGGCCCAGCAGAUCCCGGUGUCCAGCGCCGCCGUGUCCACCGUGGACUCCUUCCUGCAGUUCACCCAGAAGAUGCUGGACAGUCUGUACAACUUCGCCUCGUCCUUCGCCGUGUCGCAGGCGCAGAUGACCCCGAACCCCACGGAGACCUUCAUCCCGUCCAGCUGCAUCCUGAAGUGGUAUGAAAACUUCCAGAGGAGGAUGGCUCAGAACCCGAACUUCUGGAAAAACUGAUGAAAGCAGAGCCACCGGAGGAGGACUUGAAAAGACCCUGAACCUGCCGGGACAGCUUCUAAUACAAGUCUCCGCUUCAUUUCCUCCAGAAAACUGUCUGAAAGUGUCUUUUAAACACAAGUUCAGAGAGAUAACUUGAAGGGUCACUCGUGGCCUUGGAAACAGCAGCUAAAAACAAACAAACAACUUGUUGUUUCUGAAACUUUGAGCCAGAUCUCUGGUGAAAAUAAUAAAAAAUCAAAGAAGUGAACUCCA
This is a messenger RNA of Siniperca chuatsi (mandarin fish), 1606 nucleotides long. RefSeq names its product heat shock protein nuclear import factor hikeshi (gene hikeshi). Gene Ontology annotation, cellular component: nucleus; cytosol. Lineage: Eukaryota; Metazoa; Chordata; Actinopteri; Centrarchiformes; Sinipercidae. The record is from RefSeq and is a predicted model, not a curated record. Gene Ontology annotation, molecular function: Hsp70 protein binding; nuclear import signal receptor activity. Gene Ontology annotation, biological process: protein import into nucleus. The coding region runs from base 755 to 1351 and encodes 198 amino acids. The transcript is spliced from 2 exons.